Spea bombifrons (plains spadefoot toad) is the source of this 1194-nucleotide messenger RNA. RefSeq names its product basic proline-rich protein-like. NCBI's taxonomy places the organism in Eukaryota, Metazoa, Chordata, Amphibia, Anura, Pelobatidae. The record is from RefSeq and is a predicted model, not a curated record. Bases 1 to 1194 code for a protein of 397 amino acids. The transcript is spliced from 3 exons.
AUGGUAGAAUCGUUUGCUGACUGGGGUGGAAUAAAGGUGUCUGAUAAGGCUCUGGCGGCAGAGCAGCCUCUGAAACUCAUACAGAUGGGAUUUAACCUAGGGGCAAAUAGUGACGAGACGGCGGUGCCGUCCAUCUGCUGGCUUUAUGAGCAAAAAGUAAUCGAUGGGAAGACACCGGGGGGACCCGGCGGCCUCACUGGUCUCAGGGGCCCUCAGCCUCCAGAGGAUGGUCUCAGGGGCCGUCAGCCUCCAGAGGAUGGUCUCAGGGGCCCUCAGCCUCCAGAGGAUGGUCUCAGGGACCCUCAGCCUCCAGAGGAUGGUCUCAGGGGCCCUCAGCCUCCAGAGGAUGGUCUCAGGGACCCUCAGCCUCCAGAGGAUGGUCUCAGGGGCCCGCAGCCUCCAGAGGAUAGUCUCAGGGGCCCUCAGCCUCCAGAGGAUGGUCUCAGGGGCCCUCAGCCUCCAGAGGAUGGUCUCAGGGGCCCUCAGCCUCCAGAGGAUGGUCUCAGGGACCCUCAGCCUCCAGAGGAUAGUCUCAGGGGCCCUCAGCCUCCAGAGGAUGGUCUCAGGGGCCCGCAGCCUCCAGAGGAUAGUCUCAGGGGCCCUCAGCCUCCAGAGGAUGGUCUCAGGGACCCUCAGCCUCCAGAGGAUAGUCUCAGGGACCCUCAGCCUCCAGAGGAUGGUCUCAGGGACCCUCAGCCUCCAGAGGAUGGUCUCAGGGGCCCUCAGCCUCCAGAGGAUGGUCUCAGGGACCCUCAGCCUCCAGAGGAUGGUCUCAGGGGCCCUCAGCCUCCAGAGGAUGGUCUCAGGGACCCUCAGCCUCCAGAGGAUGGUCUCAGGGGCCCGCAGCCUCCAGAGGAUAGUCUCAGGGGCCCUCAGCCUCCAGAGGAUGGUCUCAGGGACCCUCAGCCUCCAGAGGAUAGUCUCAGGGGCCCUCAGCCUCCAGAGGAUGGUCUCAGGGGCCCGCAGCCUCCAGAGGAUAGUCUCAGGGGCCCUCAGCCUCCAGAGGAUGGUCUCAGGGACCCUCAGCCUCCAGAGGAUGGUCUCAGGGACCCUCAGCCUCCAGAGGAUGGUCUCAGGGGCCCUCAGCCUCCAGAGGAUGUCUCAGGGACCCUCAGCCUUCAGAGGAUGGUCUCAGGGGCCCUCAGCCUCCAGAGGAUGGUCUCAGGGGCCCUGAUUGGGGGGGGUUGUUUAUAA